CUCCUGCAUUGCAGAGCCUUCUCACUAAGACUGGUCCCUGAGGAUGGGUGUCAUCUUACUGCUGGCUGCCUGGAGCUGCUGGUAGACCCUCCUGAAGAGCAAGAUGAUGGCCAUGAACGCCAAGCAGCCUUUCGGCAUGCACCCGGUGCUUCAAGAACCCAAAUUCUCCAGCCUGCACUCCGGCUCCGAGGCCAUGCGCCGAGUCUGUCUCCCAGCCCCGCAGCUGCAGGGUAAUAUAUUUGGAAGCUUUGAUGAGAGCCUGCUGGCACGCGCCGAAGCUCUGGCGGCGGUGGAUAUCGUCUCCCACGGCAAGAACCAUCCGUUCAAGCCCGACGCCACCUACCAUACCAUGAGCAGCGUGCCCUGCACGUCCACUUCGUCCACCGUGCCCAUCUCCCACCCGGCCGCGCUCACCUCGCACCCGCACCACGCCGUGCACCAGGGCCUCGAGGGCGACCUACUAGAGCACAUCUCGCCCACGCUGAGCGUGAGCGGCUUGGGCGCCCCCGAGCACUCGGUGAUGCCGGCCCAGAUCCACCCGCACCACCUGGGCGCCAUGGGCCACCUGCAUCAGGCCAUGGGCAUGAGCCACCCACAUGCCGUGGCGCCUCAUAGCGCUAUGCCUGCCUGCCUCAGCGACGUGGAGUCGGACCCGCGAGAGCUCGAGGCCUUCGCUGAGCGCUUCAAGCAGCGGCGCAUCAAGUUAGGGGUGACCCAGGCGGACGUGGGUGCGGCCCUGGCCAACCUCAAGAUCCCCGGUGUCGGCUCGCUCAGCCAGAGCACCAUCUGCAGGUUCGAGUCUCUCACUCUCUCGCACAACAACAUGAUUGCGCUCAAGCCGGUACUCCAGGCCUGGCUGGAGGAAGCCGAGGCCGCCUACCGAGAGAAAAACAGCAAGCCGGAGCUCUUCAAUGGCAGCGAGCGGAAGCGCAAACGCACGUCCAUCGCGGCGCCAGAGAAGCGCUCCCUGGAGGCCUACUUUGCGAUCCAGCCGCGGCCCUCAUCCGAAAAGAUCGCGGCCAUCGCCGAGAAACUGGACCUUAAAAAGAACGUGGUGAGGGUCUGGUUCUGCAACCAGAGACAGAAACAGAAACGAAUGAAGUACUCGGCUGUCCACUGACUGCGACGGGGCACGGCGUCCGGGGCCGGGAGAGCUGAGUGUAUGUCCCCCUGGAGUUGGGGGGGGAACGGUUAUGGGGGCUCCAAGACGUUUCCUGGCAGGUCAGGCUCUCACCCCCGAAGUCACAGACUUUCCCCUUUAUCCUGAUUGGUUGCCUCCCGGCCUUCUCUUUCCCUUCUUUCCUUUCUGUUCCCACCAGAAAAGUUUGGGCGCUAAGAAAAAAAUUCAGGAAAGGCAGGCCUGGAGGGACUUGUGCUCUCCGUGGUGCUGAAAAUAUCCCUCGCGCCCAGGACUGCGCAACCUCAGGGCAGGAGCCCAAAAGCAAGGGAUAGUUAAUUAGCCCGACCGCACGACUCUGGCGUGAAGGCAUCACUUGGCUUAGCGUGAUUAGACAAGGGGUGAAGGGAUGGGAAGGAAGUGAUAAGUAAUAAUACAAAGUCUAAGUGGGGCACAAACAUGUACUGGAGAUUUAUUUAGAGUAUAUAAAAUACACGUAUGUUUCCAAAGGAUAGCCUUAUACUCCCUUCCCCGCCUAAAUUCUAUCCAUCUCAUCCUUUGGUUUGCUGUAAGUUCUCUAAGGUAGCAUGGAUUAGGUUCAGGGAAAAUGUGCAGAGAGUUGCCGGCUCCGAGCUGUUCUCCGCCAUAAGGUGGGUUCCAGAAAAAGUGGGCCCUUUUCAGCGACUGAAAAUGGUGGAAUCCUGUAGCUGGCUUGCAAGCAGCAGCCGGCCCCUGCUGUGGCCCAUCCUCCACGAUCUGCUGGCCGUUCGAGGGGUAAAGACUGCCUGCAGGAAGGCAGGGGAUUGGUAGCUUUCCGGUCGGACUGAGGACUCUCUGACCCUUGCUCCUUGUUCCAGACUCUCAGAGCAGCGUAGAGGCGGCUGCCUGAACGAAAGUAACUGUAACUCUCCGGAACACAUGCAAGUCCUUCUAACACGGCUCACCUCGUUGCGCUUUUAUUACUGUUCGCAUCGUUGUUUACUGUUAUUUAUUACCACCACUUUUUUCCAUCCCCCAACCUCUUGGUGGAGGUUCACUAAUAGUUUUGAGCUGAUCGUGGGGCCAAACCACUGGCCUGGGUCCUUUUCACCCCAGUCCCUCUGGCCCCGUCACAUUUUAUCUUUCGUUACUUCAUGUAAUUUGCGUGUUGCUGUGUGACCUUUGGUUUUGUUGUCCGAAUAGAUGCAAAUAAAAUAUUGUUUCCUUCUCUCUUUACCCCUUGAAUUAACUUCUAAAAUAAAUGCUUUAUUUUUCAACC
Cervus elaphus (red deer) is the source of this 2375-nucleotide messenger RNA. RefSeq names its product POU class 4 homeobox 3 (gene POU4F3). Lineage: Eukaryota; Metazoa; Chordata; Mammalia; Artiodactyla; Cervidae. The transcript has 4 exons. The record is from RefSeq and is a predicted model, not a curated record. Gene Ontology annotation, biological process: regulation of transcription by RNA polymerase II. Gene Ontology annotation, molecular function: RNA polymerase II cis-regulatory region sequence-specific DNA binding; DNA-binding transcription factor activity, RNA polymerase II-specific. Bases 104 to 1120 code for a protein of 338 amino acids.